Molecule: messenger RNA, 474 nt
Organism: Fonsecaea erecta
Lineage: Eukaryota; Fungi; Ascomycota; Eurotiomycetes; Chaetothyriales; Herpotrichiellaceae
Product: SUMO-conjugating enzyme ubc9
Exons: 3
Coding region: 1-474 (157 amino acids)
Biological process (GO): protein sumoylation
Cellular component (GO): nucleus
Molecular function (GO): SUMO conjugating enzyme activity
Source: RefSeq, a predicted model, not a curated record
AUGUCGCUGUGUCUCAACCGUCUUCAAGAGGAAAGAAAACAAUGGCGCCGCGAUCAUCCCUUCGGCUUCUUCGCACGACCCAUCCGAAAUGCGAGUGGUGUGGUUGACCUCAAGAACUGGGAAGUUGGGAUACCAGGGCAAGAAAAGACCAUCUGGGAAGGGGGCCUGUUCAAGUUGAGUGUUGUCUUUCCGGAAGAAUACCCUACCAAGCCUCCCAAGUGCAGAUUUGUCCCGCCUCUCUUCCACCCCAACGUCUAUCCCUCGGGCACGGUAUGUCUCUCGAUCUUGAACGAAGAGGAGGGUUGGAAACCAUCAAUCACCAUCAAGCAAAUCCUCUUGGGCAUCCAAGCUCUGCUAAACGACCCCAAUCCCGACUCGCCAGCGCAAGCUGAUGCAUACAAUCUCUACAAAAAGGAUCUGCCCGCAUACGAGAAGAAAGUCAGAAGCAUUGUCAAGGACAACCCCGCACCAUGA